CCUCAACACGGUCAAGUAACGGGUAUUGGAAAUGUAACUUCUCGUAUUCUCUGGACAUAUAAGACCCCCUAAUUUUUGAAGGACCUAGGUGCUAUCCUCCACUUUCAGCUUCACAUCAUUCGUAAAUAUAGCACUCAACAUGAGGUUCUCCACGGCCCUUUUCGGACUUUUGUCCGCCCUAUCGGUGGCUUUGGCGUCGCCAGUUGGCUUCGAAAAGCGUGCAACCGUAGAAGGCUUUGACAUCUCCCACUACCAAAGCUCAGUCGACUUCGCUGGAGCGUACAAUGCCGGGCUUCGUUUUGUAUUGAUCAAGGCCACGGAGGGCACUACAUACAAAGACCCUGCAUUCUCCUCGCAUUACAAUGGCGCGACUACAGCAGGCUUUAUCCGUGGCGGUUAUCAUUUUGCCAGACCUAGCUCAAGCAGCGGUGCAGUUCAAGCCUCUUUCUUUGCUAAGAACGGGGGCGGCUGGAGUAACGACGGUCGGACUCUUCCUGGUAUGCUCGACCUUGAGGGUGACUGCGCUGGCAAGUCUGCCUCAGCCAUGGUAUCCUGGAUACAGGACUUCGUGGAAACUUAUCUCAGUGAGACGGGUCGUCACUGCAUAAUAUAUACUAACCGCAGCUGGUGGCAAUCCUGCACGGGUGACUCCACGGCCUUUAGCAACACGAGUCCAUUGCAUCUGGCGAGCUGGAACAACUCACCAGGAACGAUUCCUGGAGGCUGGGGCUACCAGACCAUCUGGCAAUAUAAUGACCACUCUUCCUGGGGAGGCGACUCGGAUAGGUUUAAUGGCGAUGCGACACAGCUUCGAAAGCUUGCUAUGGGAUAGAAAAUGCUGGCUGGAAUAUGACUAUGUCAAGAAGAAGACCACUUCGUUCGCUAUGUAGAUCAGCUGAGAUGUGUAGAUUGCAUAGACUAACUUGCAAUACAUACAAUUGCAG
Molecule: messenger RNA, 944 nt
Organism: Pseudovirgaria hyperparasitica
Lineage: Eukaryota; Fungi; Ascomycota; Dothideomycetes; Acrospermales; Acrospermaceae
Product: putative N,O-diacetyl muramidase
Exons: 3
Coding region: 140-832 (230 amino acids)
Biological process (GO): carbohydrate catabolic process; peptidoglycan catabolic process; cell wall macromolecule catabolic process
Molecular function (GO): lysozyme activity
Source: RefSeq, a predicted model, not a curated record